Molecule: messenger RNA, 229 nt
Organism: Symbiodinium sp. CCMP2456
Lineage: Eukaryota; Dinophyceae; Suessiales; Symbiodiniaceae
Source: the annotation of a GenBank genome assembly
GUUUGGGACUGCAUCCGGGGCGAGCAGAUGGUCAGUCGGGAGGAGAUCCGAAAACUGGAGAAGGAGAUCGUGCACGAGUACACGGUACCCAAGGAUGUUAAGCUCUCCGGCAGCCUUUCGAGUGACUCUGCGAUGGCCGGAUUUGCUUCGAUGCCAGUUCUGCACACGCCGCAGCGGACAGUCCGGCAGGACCCGAGCGAGGUCCUCUUCAGCGCAGAGAAGUCUGCAG